Messenger RNA from Eubalaena glacialis (North Atlantic right whale), 1262 nucleotides. It is a transcript of the gene PBK, whose product is annotated as PDZ binding kinase. NCBI's taxonomy places the organism in Eukaryota, Metazoa, Chordata, Mammalia, Artiodactyla, Balaenidae. The transcript has 9 exons. Gene Ontology annotation, biological process: protein phosphorylation. Bases 181 to 1158 code for a protein of 325 amino acids. The record is from RefSeq and is a predicted model, not a curated record. Gene Ontology annotation, molecular function: ATP binding; protein serine/threonine kinase activity.
AGGCUCAAAAGGGGAGGCCCUGAAUGGAGCAGAAGUUGGAGUUUAUGCCAUAAAAAGGUGGGACGUCCAGGCGGUCGCGGCGUGUUGUCGGGGGCCACUCGGGACCAAUUUUCAAGACAGCCUUGGCUUGGACGUCUCGUCGUCCCACCGCGCGGCUCCGGACCUUGAGUGAUUAUUACAAUGGAAGAAACCAGUAAUUUCAAGACACCAAGCAGAUUAUCUGAAAAAAAGAAAUCUGCAUCGUGUUUAACUCCAUGCAUAAAUAUUCCUGCCUCUCCGUUUAUGCAGAAGCUUGGCUUUGGUACUGGGGUAAAUGUCUACCUCAUGAAAAGAUCUCCAAGAGGUUUGUCUCAUUCUCCUUGGGCUGUGAAAAAGAUUAAUCCUAGAUGUAAUGAUGAUUAUCAGAGUGUGUAUCAAAAGAGACUAACUGAUGAAGCUAAGAUUUUGAAAAGCCUUAAUCAUCCAAACAUUAUAGGUUACCGUGCUUUCACUAAAGCUAGCGAUGGUAGUCUAUGUCUUGCUAUGGAAUACGGAGGUGAAAAGUCUCUGAAUGACUUAAUAGAAGAACGAAAUAGAGAUAGCCGAGAUCCUUUUCCAGCAGCCAUAAUUUUAAAAGUUGCUUUGAAUAUGGCAAGAGGGUUAAAGUAUUUGCACCAAGACAAGAAACUGCUUCAUGGAGAUAUAAAGUCUUCAAAUGUUGUUAUUAAAGGUGAUUUUGAAACAAUUAAAAUCUGUGAUGUAGGAGUCUCUCUACCAUUGGAUGAAAAUAUGACCGUGACUGACCCUGAGGCCUCUUAUAUUGGCACUGAGCCUUGGAAACCUAAGGAAGCUCUGGAGGAGAAUGGUAUUAUUACUGACAAGGCAGACAUAUUUGCCUUUGGCCUUACUCUGUGGGAAAUGAUGACUUUAUCUAUUCCACACAUUAGUCUUCCAGAUGAUGAUGAUGAUGAAGAUGAAGAUGAAACUUUUGAUGAAAGUGACUUUGAUGAUGAAGCAUACUAUGCAGCUUUGGGAACUAGGCCACCUGUUAAUAUGGAAGAACUGGAUGAAUCGUACCAGAAAGUAAUUGAGCUCUUCUCUGUAUGCACUAAUGAAGACCCUAAAGAUCGUCCUUCUGCUGCGCACGUCGUUGACGCUUUGGAAAUGGAUGUCCUGUGAUCACCUCAUUGCUCAUGACUGCUGGAGCUUCAAGUAUAGCUUGUGUGUAUAGCUGUUCUGUUUACCAUAAUACAUUUAUAUAGUUAUUAUGAUGACCCAUAAUU